Molecule: messenger RNA, 5368 nt
Organism: Perca fluviatilis (European perch)
Lineage: Eukaryota; Metazoa; Chordata; Actinopteri; Perciformes; Percidae
Product: ADP-ribosylation factor-binding protein GGA1-like
Exons: 17
Coding region: 79-2100 (673 amino acids)
Biological process (GO): intracellular protein transport; vesicle-mediated transport
Cellular component (GO): trans-Golgi network
Molecular function (GO): phosphatidylinositol binding; ubiquitin binding; small GTPase binding
Source: RefSeq, a predicted model, not a curated record
UGUUGGCUCCAACGGCUAUCCACGCGAUAUGUUACAAAAAUCCCGCGAUAGUGGCCACUUAUUUAGAAUUCCCGAAAGAUGGCGGCGGCGCCUCCGGAUGAGGUAACCCUGCAGUCUCGCAUCAACAAGGCCACCAACCCUUUGAAUAAGGAGACAGACUGGGACAAUAUCAAGGGAUUUUUUGAUCAGCUCAACAAUGAACCAGACGGUCCCCAGCUUGCAACCAGACUUCUGGCCCACAAGAUCCAGUCUCCUCAAGAGUGGGAGGCUAUGCAAGCGCUUAUGGUUCUUGAGACGUGCAUGAAGAACUGUGGAAAGCGAUUUCACAGUGAAGUGGGAAAGUUUCGCUUUCUCAACGAGCUCAUCAAAGUGGUGUCGCCCAAGUAUCUAGGUACCCGGGCUCCAGAGCCAGUGAAGAAGAAAGUGUUAGAAAUAAUGUACAGCUGGACAGUGAGGCUGCCCGGUGAGACCAAGAUCGCGGACGCCUAUCAGAUGCUGAAAAAACAGGGCAUUGUCAAAGUGGACCCUGUGCUUCCUGAUGACAAGCCCCUCCCACCCCCUCCACCCAGAGCCAAAAAUGUCAUCUUUGAGGAUGAGGAGAAAUCCAAGAUGCUGUCUCGCUUAUUGAACAGCACUCACCCAGAAGAUCUAAGAGCAGCAAACAAGCUCAUUAAGGAAAUGGUCCAGGAGGACCAAAAGCGUGUGGAGAAGGUGUCCAAGCGAUUGAACGCCAUCCAGGAGGUGAAAGAGAGUGUCAGCCUGCUGAGCCAGCUGCUGGAGGGCUACAGCAAGCAGAGCUGCUCCCAGAGCAACCAGGAGCUCAUUAAGGAUCUUUACCAGCGCUGUGAAAAGAUGAGGCCUACGCUAUUCCGAUUAGCAAGCGAUACAGAGGACAGCGAUGAAGCCUUAGCGGAAAUCUUACAGGCCAAUGACAGCCUGACCCAGGUCAUCAACCUGUACAGACAGCUGGUAAAGGGGGAGGAUGUGUCAAAGGAUGGCAUAACCUCACAACCAGACUAUAAGAUCACAGAUGGGUUUCCUCUGUCCAAAUCAGGCAGCAGUAGCUCAGCACUCGUAGACCUGAUGGGACUUAACUCAUCCGUCAACACGGCACCAUCCAGCCCAGAGCCCUCCAGCCUCCAGACCCUGACUCAUAACAUGGGCAUCAGCCUCUUGGAUGAUGAGCUCAUGUCACUGGGUCUGAAUUUAACGGAAAACUUCGACUCUCAGAACACUUUUCAGGUGCAAGUUCAUCCUGAUGGCACAGAAUCAUGUGCAACAUCGGCCCCUGCUGCCGUGUUGCUACCAGCUGUGGUCCAAACAGCGCAGGCUCCGCCAGCAGUGGGCCCCACUGCUUCUCCUAAACCCAUGGAAGAGCUGGAAAUGUUGGGGAAGACAUUGUUACAGCAGUCCCUACCUCCAGAGAGCCAGCAGGUCAAAUGGGAUAAGCUCCAACCUCAAUCCAGAGUCAGCUUACGAGAUAUGCAGACCAAGUCCGCCGCCAACUGUAGAGCCGCUCCUAAUGUAACCCCCGCCUCCUCUGGUCCCGCUCCUGCUCCUGCUCCAGGGCCCACGUCCAGCCCGAGCGUCCAUUCGGAGCCGCCUGACGCUCUCCUCCUCUCCAAUCUGAGUUUCGCAGCUGCUACCGACCCCUACGACAACAUCUCUCUAGCUGAGGUUACCGUGCCUCUGGAAGCAAUCACACCUAGCAGCUUACUACCAGUGACUGUAUUCGACAAACACAGUCUCCGGGUUUUGUUCACCUUUGCCCGUGACUGUCCUCCAUCGCGGCCUGACGUGCUGGUGGUGAUCAUCUCCAUGCUGUCCUCCGCCCCCAUUCCUGUCACCAACAUCCGCUUUCAGGCAGCUGUACCAAAGGUGAUGAAAGUGAAGCUGCAGCCUCCCUCCAGCACUGAGCUCCCAGCCUUCAAUCCCAUCCUGCCUCCUGCCGCCAUCACACAGAUCCUGCUGUUGGCCAACCCUCACAAGGAAAAGGUACGUUUGCGGUACAAGCUGACAUUCAACCUGGGCGAGCAAUCUCACGAUGAGUCUGGUGAUGUGGACCAGUUUCCGCCCCCAAACACCUGGGGGAACCUUUAGGGAGAAGGACCGACCCCCUCCCCCUCCGUCAUCUGAUCUGCUGCUUCCUUUUUAGAUCUAGGUUGAAGUUGUCCCUCAUCGCUGGCUGGAGGCGAGACGGCCUCUUUUAAACUUCCGCGGUUUCAAACUCUGGUUCGGUAAUACAAACUGACACGAGGCCAGUUGUGGGAACCAGCUUCUACCUUGUGCCUUCCUUCGCAGCCUUCCUGUCCUUAUUCCAUCGGCUCCGCGUGUUCCUGUGUUCCGUAGCUACUUUCUUCUUCUUCUUCUUUUCAACAAUCAUUCCAACGCAAACUAUAAAGCAAACUGUCAGAAACAUUGAUUCAAUGCAGUGGCAUAAGGGGGGAAACAAGUUUUUUUUUGUUUUAAAACCUGAAUGUGUGCAUUUGUGUGGUUAACACACUGUCUAACCAUCAAUCAGAUGUGCCAUGUCACGUGUAUUACAUGUAACCGCUGGUGUCUCACAUUAUUUCAUUUUCUUUGUUUUAUUUUUUUUGCCAAACCCCAGUGCUUACCCUGGACAGCGUGAGUAUUGUCACAGUUUGUGUGUUCCGUGUUUAUUCUGAGUGUUCAGAGUAGGGUUGCAAGAACUAAUUUUUUCUUUUUAGUUCAUCAAUAAUCAGAAUCCAAAUGGGAUUUAUUGCCAAGUAAAGUAACACUCCCUUGGUGGUUGGUGCAUUUAAAACCUAUUAAAACAAUAAAUGUAAAAGACAUGUAAACCAAACAAAUUUGUACACUAUAACUGUUUAACAGUAAGAAAGGCUGUAUGGUUUAGUGCCGGGUGUGCAAAAGUUCAGAAUAUAUAUUAUGUGCAAAGGUCAGGUAUAUAAUCCAUGAUUUUCGUUAAUGUAAGGUGUAGUGUCUAGGGGUGGGGGGUCCUAAGAGUCUGUGUCAGUGGGGGUCGCAAGUAUUGUUUAUGAGGCCCACUGCAGUCGGGAUGAUACUGCUUUUCAGUUAAACUUAAAGUCAGUUACAUGCUUCAAGUGAUGUUUACAGUAUGACCAAUAGCCAAAACAGCCCAAUGUAUUCAACCUAUGAAAUGGAAUAGUUGGUAUUUUUACCUGAUAAGUAACUUGAUUAUUAGAAUUUGAAAUUAAUUUCCUAUCAAAUGAUGGAUUGAUUAAUUUGCUAACUGUUUCAGCACUUCGGUGUUCUAGAGAGAGGCGCAGCAGUGGACUUAAUAGUCAGAUGGUAUCAUGCUCAACCUACUAGCAAACCACUUCAGUUGCAGAGGGAAAUGAUUAAACUAAAUUUAAUUGGUAUCACUUUGAACGCAUUGAAGCGGUUGUUGUUUAUCCAAUGGAGACAGUUCAGAGCAUGAGAUGAAAUGCAGUAAUAAGUGGAAAAGUGUGUCAUGGGAGCAUGAAUUUGUACACUGUUUUUAAGUAUUGCCUUGGUUUUUUUAUGUGUGCAUGUGUGUGUGUGUGUUGUGAGAGCUGUGAGAGCUGUGACAAUAGGCCUUUACCACAGCAGACUUGUCAUAGUAGGAAAGGUAAAGGUGUUUAGGAAUUCAACCAUUUAUGUCAUUAGUUACACUGUGCUUUUCCUACUGGGUCAGAAUGUCUUCUGUGAAAAAGGACUUUGUAGAAAGGGUCCUAAUUCUCUGCCCCUGUUAAAAUACUGAAAUUUAGCUUUUAAUUUCUGCACUUUUCUUUGUUUUCAAAAGAUCGGGACAUCUUUCACUCAGAAUGUUGAUUUUGAGAGUUAUUUUACACAUGAACUUUCAUGCACUUUUUUUUUUGUUGUUGUUGAAGUUUUCCUUUUGCACAUGUAACCAUUCCAUAUUACAAUACACUGUCUUUUCUCAUUUGCUGCCUUUUCUACUGUUGAUCAACCCAAAGAGGGACAUGAAGUCCUGAGUUGACAUUUCUGACAUCCCGUUAGAUUCUACCACACGUGCCUGAGAUGCAACGUUUGAUUUUCAUUUGCUUUGUACAUAUAUGUAAACAAACGACUAGUUUGAUCUCUGUUUCUGUUUUUCAUACGUUCGUGUCCAUCUCAAAAAGACUUUGUGAAACAAAUGGAACCGCCAAUGACGUUACAGAAUCAUCCUAAUAUCCACGGCCAUUGAGUUGAUCGGAGCACUUGGGGUCAUAAAGACGAAAAUAAAAUGAGAUUGUGAGAAAUAAGAUUCUGACAUACCUUUGAAACUCUAAAUGUGUGUAAGUACUGUACACUAGGGAUAGAGCUGGAGAUUCAGUUUAGAAUAUGACCGAUCAAUUACCCACUGAGUAAUAUUGAUUCAAUUAUAGACUUACAUGUGUUACUUUUCUGAUGGUAGAUCAACUCCCAUCAUCACACAGUGCCAUUCGUGAUUCUAAGAGGCUGUAUUGUAAUACUAUAAUCGGCUAUUUCACUUCCAUAGAGCUGUGCUUUUAUUUAUUUUCAUCUACAGUUACACGAUUAACUUGUCUAGGACUGGAAGGAAGAAAGCAAUAAUGAGACAAAAACAGUAGCCUCAGUACUCCCCCUUUCAGUCCUUCAUGGCUCAAGCAGAUCAUAUAUAAUGAACAUCUGCGCUCCCUGCACGAUUUGAAAACUAUGCAUUGAGGGGGCUGUAACAGUUCGACUACAUGGUCAGAUUUAUCUUGUCCACAUAGAUGCAAAUUUGCCCAUGGUCAUUGCUACAAGACCUACAACUUUAUUGCAGCCUCCAUCUUCUCCACAGUGUCAAUGUACAGAUUCUUUGACAAGACCAUAGCUGACAGAGAGCGAGAUGGCAGAGACUAUAGCUCUGCCUUUUUGACCGAGCUCUUGGCCUUAAGGUCUUAACUCAGUAAGUCUUUUGUCAUCCCUCUCUGCACCGAUGGAACCUGAGUUACAGAAGCAGCCAUCGCACCGUUCUCCCAACAUGAGACAGGCGACUUAUGUCGUGUAGCUAUGCUAUUUCAUGUUUGGGUCUAGUAUUCAUUGAGGUGCAUUCAGGGAUACGCUACAAAGUCUUCCCUUGUCUCCCACAUUAAUUCGGACUGGCAAAAAGAAAAACUAAGAACUAAAAACAUGUAACUUCAACUGAACUGGAUCCAGCUUUUUAAGACCGAUACACCACAGAAAGUACAGCAAAACUAGGUGUUGUGACAAGGUGUGUACUUGCGUAUUUCCAUCCUUUUGUGCUUCUAAUGUAAAUAAAAGCUUAAUGCCAUGGUGUAUAUUUACCAGUGCACAUGCAAAAUACAAAAGCAACACAUGUACAUACUGCUGGGCACAAAUGAAAAUGUACUACAAAUGUGUAUUUAAGGCAAAUAAAGUCAUUUGUAUGGGGAAUUUA